Messenger RNA from Heterocephalus glaber (naked mole-rat), 810 nucleotides. The record is from RefSeq and is a predicted model, not a curated record. Lineage: Eukaryota; Metazoa; Chordata; Mammalia; Rodentia; Bathyergidae.
ACACAGCUCCUAGCCAUGCCGUCCUACCACCCAAGCCCAGGACACUUGUCUACCUUUUCUGAAAUGAAAGUUUUACCAAAGUUGCAACUCUUGGAGGCCAAAAUGUAUACAACAAAACUACAGAUUGUCAUUUCCAUCCUGGUGAUCUUCCGAUCUCCAUCUCUGGCUCUGAUGAACAUCAGUGACAACCAUCCUCUGGAUAGAUCUGUUGGGACUCAAGUCAUCCAUGUCAAUGCCUUCCGAGGUAUAGUCAGCAUCCGAGACAACAAUGUUUUGAGUGAAUGGGAUGGAAUCUUGGACUACAAGAAUGCCCUCUUGGCAGCUAAGCUAUUUAGCAAGAUGGCCUGUGUCCUGGCCAAGAUGGACCAAGCAGUCUUCCCAAGUUUCGAUGACAUUAGCAAGGCCUUAGUGAACCAGGCUUCCAACCAUUACCCCUCCACCCGAGGCCUGACCUACACUGUUUUACCCAUCCGGGUUAAGAACUUAGCCCAGUAUGGGAUGGCCAUGAAGGAUAUGUGCAGAGCGUUCCCCACCUACUUUGCCCAGCAGCAAAAAAAAGGUACUGCCCUGGAAAUUGACCCUAAUUCCUGUUUUGAAGUCCAGCUUCUGUCCUUCAUGGGACUCUCCAUCUGUGGUGAGAUUCCUGGGCUCUGAGGCUGAGUCAGCCAUGUGGAGAGAGGAUCCGCCUGUUCUGGGCCCCUGACCUGGGGUCAGUGUCCGGGGACCCAGCCUGGCCUCUGCCUGUGAGAGAGAAGCUGCUCUUUUGAGUUCUGUACCUCUGCCUUCCCACACAAUGCCAAGCUCUGUAAC